Messenger RNA from Vigna unguiculata (cowpea), 1598 nucleotides. Its product is annotated as mitogen-activated protein kinase homolog MMK2-like. Lineage: Eukaryota; Viridiplantae; Streptophyta; Magnoliopsida; Fabales; Fabaceae. Gene Ontology annotation, biological process: protein phosphorylation. Gene Ontology annotation, molecular function: ATP binding; MAP kinase activity. The record is from RefSeq and is a predicted model, not a curated record.
UUUCAGAUUUCUAUUAAAAGCUUUAUUACAACUCACUUAUCCUACAACUACUUUUUCCCUUUAUGAUACCUUCUGCGACCACUUUUCGUGUAUGUGUCAAAAUUAUCUCGUAACUUUGGUCUAUGAACACACAAGUAUCUUAUAUUUUUUUGUACUAAUUGGGUGGAAGGUAGUUGUAUUUACGUGAAGACCCUUUUGCUCUUGGAGUUCGAACAUUGAACAUGGCCACAAAAGGGUCAAGCUCUUCUGCUGCUGCUUCAGCUUCUGGGGAUGCAAAAAUCAAAAGGGUUCUCACACAUGGUGGUAAAUAUGCACAGUACAAUGUGUAUGGAAACUUGUUCGAGGUGUCUUCCAAGUACGUGCCUCCUAUUCGCCCAAUUGGUAGAGGCGUUAAUGGCAUCGUCUGUGCUGCUGUUAAUUCCGAAACACACGAACAAGUUGCCAUCAAGAAGAUUGGUAACGCGUUUGACAAUAUAAUUGAUGCUAAGAGGACAUUGAGAGAAAUCAAACUCCUUCGUCACAUGGAACAUGAAAAUAUCAUUGGCAUCAAGGAUAUCAUACGACCCCCCAAAAGGGAGACCUUCAAUGAUGUGUACAUUGUUUACGAGUUGAUGGACACUGAUCUUCAUCACAUAAUUCAUUCUGACCAAACUCUUGGUGAAGAGCAUUGCCAGUACUUCUUAUACCAGCUGUUACGUGGGCUGAAAUAUGUGCACUCAGCUAAUGUUUUGCACCGUGACCUUAAGCCCAGUAAUUUACUAAUGAAUGCAAACUGCGACCUUAAAAUUGGGGACUUUGGGUUGGCAAGAACAACAACCGAAACAGAUUUCAUGACAGAGUAUGUAGUCACACGAUGGUACCGUGCCCCUGAAUUGCUCCUUAACUGUUCCGAGUACACCUCUGCAAUUGAUGUUUGGUCUGUUGGGUGCAUACUUGGUGAAAUUAUGACCAGAGAACCCUUGUUUCCUGGCAAAGACUAUGUUCACCAAUUAAGGCUUAUAACAGAGUUAUUAGGUUCACCUGAUGAUGCAAGCCUAGAAUUUCUCCGAAGUGAUAAUGCCAGAAGAUACAUCAGACAGCUUCCACAGUACCGGAAGCAAAAAUUCUCCUCCAGAUUCCCAAACAUGUUGCCUGAGGCAUUGGACCUGUUAGAGAAGAUGCUCAUAUUUGAUCCAAACAAACGCAUUACAGUUGAUGAGGCACUAUGUCACCCUUAUCUUUCAUCACUCCAUAACAUCAAUGAUGAACCAGUCUGUCCCAGGCCAUUCAGUUUUGAUUUUGAUCAGCCAACAUGCACUGAAGAGCACGUGAAGGAGCUCAUUUGGAGGGAAUCGGUGAAGUUCAAUCCAGAUCCACCCUGCCAGUAAUUCUUUCUUAUUUGUAUAAAUGUAACAAGAUGAACCUCUUUCACCUUAAAUGUAUUGCCUGUGCAACACCAAGACGAUUUGCUAGGGACAAAUUCAAGUUCUCUUUUCUUGUAAUCUAGUCCUACACCAACAAAUUUCUCCUGGAAAAUGGGUAAUCGUUAGAAAUCUAGUUGGAUGUCGCAGGCCUUUAUAAGAGUAAUAAAAAAGCUGUGUUGUAUUGUGCUCGCUCAA